Nicrophorus vespilloides is the source of this 1208-nucleotide messenger RNA. It is a transcript of the gene SCCRO4, whose product is annotated as DCN1-like protein 4. The transcript is spliced from 5 exons. Gene Ontology annotation, molecular function: ubiquitin conjugating enzyme binding; ubiquitin-like protein binding; cullin family protein binding. The record is from RefSeq and is a predicted model, not a curated record. The coding region runs from base 316 to 1047 and encodes 243 amino acids. Gene Ontology annotation, cellular component: ubiquitin ligase complex. NCBI's taxonomy places the organism in Eukaryota, Metazoa, Arthropoda, Insecta, Coleoptera, Silphidae. Gene Ontology annotation, biological process: positive regulation of ubiquitin-protein transferase activity; protein neddylation.
AAGAUCCCAGCUGAUGCUUCCAAUAGCAAUAGACAAACAGAGCACGAGUCAAGUUCUAGGUGAAAAACCAGCAGAAACAUAUCCGCCGAUGCUUGAUGACCGGAUCGCAGAUUUGCUAAAAAACGGAUCGAACCUAGGACUGGAACUGGUGUUGCGUUUGUUUCCCACUUCGUCGAACGGUGGAUGCAUCUAGUCGUCUUAAAUUUAGUGCACCAAGAUCUCAUGUUGGGAGGGGUGAUUCCAUUUUAUUAUAUACCUUAACCAGCGCAAAAUAAAUUACUCAGAAACUUUUUUGUGGGAUUGGCUGGGAGUGAAAUGCCUCGCAGUAAGCGUAGGUCCACAACUGAAAUGAGUUCUGUAGAUGAAGAAAGAUAUGCUUCAAAAAGGAUACGCAAUUAUACUAGUUCUAGGAGGUAUGGUAAUCGGGUGGACGAGGCUCUUCAGUUCAACCAGAAACGAUGUCUGACGUGGUUCAGAGAGUACACGGCGCCAGAUGAUCCGGAUACUUUAGGCCCGGAGGGCAUGGAGAAGUUCUGCGAGGAUAUUGGAGUGGAACCAGAAAACAUAGUGAUGCUCGUCCUUGCGUACCGAAUGCAGGCCCGCCAGAUGGGCUUCUUCACGCAAGAGGAAUGGUUGCGGGGGUUGUCAGACUUACAAUGUGAUUCAGUCAGUAAAAUUCAAGCUAGGUUAGAUCAUCUCAGGUGUCUGCUAAAUGAUCAGAAUCAUUUUAAAGCCAUUUAUAGAUACGCUUACGAUUUCGCUAGAGAUAAAGAUCAAAGAAGUAUGGAUAUGGAUACUGCUAAAGCAAUGUUAGCAUUACUAUUAGGAAAGCAUUGGUCACUGUACACAAACUUCAGUCACUUUCUGGAACAGUCCAAGUACAAGGUGAUCAACAAGGAUCAGUGGUGUAAUAUUCUCGAGUUCUCCAGGACCAUCAAUAUCGAUUUAACAAAUUACGAUGUCGAUGGUGCAUGGCCAGUGAUGUUGGACGAGUUCGUCGAUUGGCUGAAGGCGAAUAGGGCGAAAACGAGUGAAGACGGUAGUUGAGUGUGAGAGGGAGAAUUUUAUAAUUAAAUGCAAAAAAAAAAGAACAAGGACUAUUAAUGUAAUCGAUAAUACUUAAACAAACAAAAAAAAGAAUCAUAAUUAAACAAACAAAAAAUACAUAUUUAUACAUUAAGUGUGGACUGAGCAACAGAAAAAAGAUG